Messenger RNA from Phlebotomus argentipes, 1839 nucleotides. RefSeq names its product acyl-CoA:lysophosphatidylglycerol acyltransferase 1-like. Bases 633 to 1826 code for a protein of 397 amino acids. Gene Ontology annotation, cellular component: endomembrane system. The transcript has 7 exons. Gene Ontology annotation, molecular function: acyltransferase activity. NCBI's taxonomy places the organism in Eukaryota, Metazoa, Arthropoda, Insecta, Diptera, Psychodidae. The record is from RefSeq and is a predicted model, not a curated record.
UUGGGAAGAUCGAUUGAUUGGGUUGUAUGUAAUCAUGAAAAAUUGACAGUGCGACGGGGGCCCUCAAUUUUGUGGGACGUGCCAUCGAAACGCGCAAUAGAGAGGGAGGAGAACCUUGAAUAGCAAAUGAGUGGAAAAAAGACUUAUUUAAUAUUUAAUAAUGUCUCUCUCUCCAGCACACACUUUUCCACACAUCUGCAUAUCAAUGAUUCAUUGGGCUUCGGGCCAGUCGAAAAGCCCCACUGGGAUCCUUGAAAUUAUUCCCAAAAUCUCAGCGACAGUCUCUCGGUUUGUUGUCAUUUCAACACAAUAUUUUUCCCCAUAAAUCAACUUUGCAGGUCAUUCUCGUGCUCGAAGCUCAGUCGAGAGUGCCUUCGUGAGACCAGCGGGCGGACUUUUCACGGGGCUUUUCAUCUGACGGUGGGCGGAAAGGCAGUGAGAGUUUGGGUCAAAUGAGAUAUGAUAGUGACACAUCUUUGUUACGUAUUUCUACACAAGUGAGAAAAGAGAGGCAUCAGAUGAGAAUUCUAGUUGAACAUCUGGCGUUGAAUAAUUAGCAUCGAAGGGAAGAAGAGACGAGACGGAGAAAAUUUCAGCACUAUUUUGGACUUUCGUGUGAUCAUCAAUUUAAAAUGCUGCUCAGCGAUUUUGGCAAAUUCGUAAAAUAUCCACGAGCUGUGUUUCGCUUUGUCUUCAUCAUUGCCAACAAUAUCUACUGCAUUCCCACGUAUCUUGUGUGGAUGACACUGCUGAUGCCGCUGCGACGGUGCCAUCCGAGGCUCUACUACCGAAUCGAGGGGAUCCUCUUUCACUGGCUCUUGGCCAUCGUAUCAAUGUGGUCAUACACAGCGGGCUAUGACAUCAUCGAAUUGGGUGACAGUAUUGAACCGUGCAGAAAUAAGAAGACCCUCGUGUUGGCAAAUCAUCAGAGCACGGCAGAUGUGCCUCUCAUGAUGGCAGCUUUCAAUGCAAAGGCACAGGUUCUGCCCAACAUAAUGUGGAUCAUGGAUCGCCUUUUCAAGUAUACGAAUUUUGGCAUUGUUAGCUUAAUUCAUCAGGAUUUCUUCAUUGCGUCCGGCAAGGCAAAUCGAGAUAAAUCUGUGGAUUUGCUGAAGCAGCAUUUGAUUGAGUCAUACAUUCCACGGGACCGCAAGUGGAUGGUCCUCUUCCCCGAAGGGGGAUUUCUCAGGAAGCGCAGAGAAGUUAGUCAGCGUUUUGCUCAGCAGAAUAAUUUGCCUAUUCUGAAGAACGUUACACUGCCUCGCGUUGGAGCCCUCAGAGCCAUAAUGGAUGUGUUUGAUAGUCACGAGGAGAGUAAGUGUGGCAACAACAACAGUGGAACGAAAACAUAUGUCAAUGGUGAUAUUACAAAUAGCAGCGAAAAGAAUAAUCGAGAUACCUUACGCAACAGCACACCUUCAGCGAGCGAUUGCAAGAAAUAUUUGGAGUAUGUACUGGAUAUUACGAUAGCAUAUCCAGAUGGUAAUCCACUUGAUCUCCCAAAUAUCAUCCAUGGAAUGCGCGAUGGAUGUCAAACGUAUUUCUUCUACAGAUUGUACCACUAUUCAGAGAUUCCAAAAGAGAAUGAAUCUCUAACAAAGUGGCUGUAUGAUCGUUUUGUUGAGAAAGAAGCACUGCUCGAAAAUUUUUACAAGACAAAAAGCUUUACUGGAGUUGCCUCAAUGUUUGGUCCGGCUGUUGUGCACCAAGAUAUGAUUAGAUUCGUAAUAAUUAACUUAUUUUUCAUAACAUCAACAUACUUUCACCUACAGAUGUUCUAUACAUUUAUCGAUUACUAUCGAUUCUACGCUCAAAAUGCUAUUUAAGCGAGCAACACAC